Molecule: messenger RNA, 4158 nt
Organism: Marmota monax (woodchuck)
Lineage: Eukaryota; Metazoa; Chordata; Mammalia; Rodentia; Sciuridae
Gene: Arhgef15
Product: Rho guanine nucleotide exchange factor 15
Exons: 16
Coding region: 167-2701 (844 amino acids)
Biological process (GO): activation of GTPase activity
Molecular function (GO): guanyl-nucleotide exchange factor activity
Source: RefSeq, a predicted model, not a curated record
CCAGAAACAGGAUCAGACCCUUGGAGACCUCAGCCCUUGGAGAACUCAGCCUGCAUGCCUUGUUCCAAUGGGCAGGUAGGACAGGCUGAAAAAUAGAAAACACUCCUAAAGAUAAAGGGGAUGACUCCAGCAGAUCACCCCACUUCUUUGAAGAGCCCAGAGAAAGAUGUCGGCCCAGUCCCUUCCUGCAGCAACACCCCCUACUCAGAAGCCCCCAAGGAUCAUCCGCCCUCGGCCCCCUUCUCGUCCCCGGGCUCCCCACUCCCCGGGGCCUCCCCUCAAUGGCUCCUCUCCACAAGCACUUCCCCGAGCCUCCAGUGAGGCACCAACCCCAAUGUGCUCCCCUAUUUUCUGGGAGCCCCCAGCUGCAUCCCUCAAGCCCCCUGCCCUUCUGCCUCCCUCAGCUUCUAGAGUCAGUCUUGACUCCCAGACUCCCCCAGAUUCAUCUUCCAGGUCCCCCAGUCCUGCGUCCCGGCGAUCCAUCUCUCCCGAACCCACUCCCUGGUCCCCGGUUCCCCCACCUAAGCCCUCUGGGUCACCCCGCCCAGCUCUGCCCCUGCUCCCAGGGACUGAGGCCCCCAACCAGGAUGGCUCUGCCUCUGCCCCUGGCACUGUGCGGAGACUGGCAGGCAGGUUUGAAUGGGGAGCUGAAAGCAAGAAACACACUUCGGGCUCCCUCGAGCGGGGUUCUCAAGGGGGAACAGAUGUGAAUGGGGAGAGAGAGGCUCCUCACGUCAUGCUGACCGGGAAUGGGUCCCAGGAGAAUGGCGCUCUGGAUGCUGCUCUUGCCUGCCCUCCAUGCUGCCCCUGUGUCUGCCACGUAGCCCGGCCUGGCCUGGAGCUCCGAUGGGUGCCAGUGGGGAGCCCUGAAGAUGGCCCCAGGGCUCUCUGUCGUGCCUCCCCGCUAAGGACCUCCCGCUCCUGCCCUAACCCUCCAAGCAUCAGUCACCCCGCAGUGGUCCUCACUUCUUAUCGGUCCACUGCUGAACGCAAGCUCCUGCCACCUCUCAAACCCCCUAAACCAACUCGGGUCAGACUGGAUACCACCAUCUCUGGGGAAGCUCCACAGCCAGAUCUUGAUCUACCUUCUGAAGAUGGAAUCCAAACAGCAGAGAGUCCUGAUGAAGCUCCUGGGAAUGCUCAUCCUACAGCCAUGGAGGGAAGGGAUGAAGAGGGGCUGGAGGGACUAAAGGAACAGAACUGGGAGCUGCCCCUGCAGGAUGAACCUCUGUACCAGACCUACCGAGCAGCCGUGCUAUCAGAGGAGCUGUGGGGGGUUGGUGAGGAUGGGGGUCCCUCUCCAGCAAAUCCUGGGGAACCUUCCACUUUCACACGGCCCCCUGGACCUCGAAACACCCUGUGGCAGGAGCUUCCAGCUGUGCGAGCCAGUGGCCUCCUGGAGACCCUCAGUCCCCAAGAGAGGCGCAUGCAGGAGAGCCUAUUCGAGGUGGUGACAUCUGAGGCCUCCUACCUGCGCUCCCUGCAGCUGCUGACUGACACCUUUGUGCUGAGCCAGGCACUUCGGGACACACUCACCCCUCGGGAUCACCACACACUCUUCUCCAAUGUGCAGCGAGUCCAGAGCGUCAGUGAGCGGUUUCUAGGAACAUUACUGUCCCGUGUGCGUUCUUCGCCACACAUCAGUGACCUGUGUGAUGUGGUGCACGCUCAUGCAGUGGGUCCCUUCUCGGUGUAUGUGGAUUAUGUGCGGAAUCAACAGUAUCAGGAGGAGACCUACAGUCGCCUAAUGGACACAAACAUGCGCUUCUCUUCGGAGUUGCGUAGGCUGCAGAGCCUCCCUAAGUGUGAGCGGCUUCCGCUACCAUCCUUCUUGUUGCUGCCUUUCCAGCGCAUCACCCGGCUCCGCAUGUUGCUACAGAAUAUCCUGCGCCAGACAGAGGAGGGAUCCAGUCGCCAGGAGAAUGCUCAGAAGGCCUUGGGUGCUGUCAGCAAGAUUAUCGAGCGUUGCAGCGCUGAGGUGGGGCGCAUGAAGCAGACUGAAGAGCUGAUCCGACUCACCCAAAGGCUGCGCUUCCACAAAGUCAAGGCUCUGCCCCUGGUCUCCUGGUCACGGCGCCUGGAGUUGCAGGGGGAGCUGACGGAGUUAGGGUGCAGGAGAGGGGGUGUGCUCUUCACCUCCAGGCCUCGCUUCACCCCCCUCUGCCUGCUGCUCUUCAGUGACCUGCUGCUCAUCACUCAGCCCAAGAGUGGGCAGCGGCUACAGGUUCUGGACUAUGCCCAUCGCUCCCUGGUGCAGGCCCAGCAGGUUCCAGACCCAUCUGGACCCCCUACCUUCCGCCUCUCCCUUCUCAGCAACCACCAGGGACGCCCCACCCAUCGGCUACUCCAAGCUUCCUCCCUAUCAGACAUGCAGCGCUGGCUGGGAGCCUUCCCUACCCCAGGUCCUCUUCCCUGCUCCCCAGACACCAUCUAUGAGGACUGUGAGUGUUCCCAGGAACUGUGUUCAGAGCCAUCUAUACCUGUCAAGACUGAGGCACGGAUUCUGGAAUCCAGAGCUCCAUCCAAACAACUGCACAAGAGUCCUGAAGGCUGGCUGAAGGGGCUUCCUGGGGCCUUCCCUGCCCAGUUGGUGUGUGAAGUCACAGGAGAACACGAAAGAAGGAAGCAUCUUCGUCAGCACCAGAGGCUUCUUGAGGCUGUCGGACCCUCUUCAGGCACCCCUAGCACCUCUGCACCCUGAUGCAAACUGGGGAUGGGGCACAAGCUGGGGCUCUGGCAGCGUACAUGGAGAGGACAAAGCUAGUCCAACCAUCCAUUGGACUCACAGUCAGUGGAAACACUACCUCUAGUGGCAACCAAUGGGAACUGAGCAUCAGGACUGGGCAGCCAAUGAAACAAGGCUGUCUGAGCCCAGAGCAAUAAGAAAGAAUAAGGAUGGCUUGAAUGUGUUGCCAAUGGAGACACAAGCUUAGUACAGAGUGGUCAAUGGGUACUGAGCUGGCUGAGCCCUUUGCCAACAAGUAUCUUUGCUAUGCUCACAGCCAAGGAAGACCAUGCCGGUCAAUGCAGUUAAAAAAGGACUGCAUUGGACAUCAAAUGCCAUAGCCAACGGGGAUAAGCAGGGACCCUUCCAGCCAAAGAAGACAGGGAUCUGAGCUGAAGCACCCAGUAGUCACCCUGCUUGGUUGUACAGCAACCACUGGUGCUGCCCUCUGAGUCUGUGAAAUACUAGAUUCUAUUCCUGGGGUACCUCCUGUGCCCUCUCAAGCCAGUUCCUCUCUUCUAAAAGAAUCCAGAAUAUGCAUUUCAGAGAAUGUGUGUGUGUAUGUGCAUGUGUGCAUCUGUGUGUUUAUGUACAGGAAAGGCGAUUCUGCUGAACAUGGUAUGUGUGUAUGGUAGCCACUAAAUGACUAAAUGCUCCAUUUCUUUCCUUACCUUGCAUUUUCCCUUUUAUUCUCUCCAAGAAAGACAUUAGGUCUGAGCUCCAGAGGAGCUGGGUGUAGCUUGGCAAUCAGAGGCCAGAGCUAGGGAGCCCAAGGGACAGAAGAUGGUCAGUAGCUUGGACUCAAGGUCUCUUGAAGUCCUUCUCCUUGCCCCAAAUACUGGCUUCCAUAUUUCCUGCCUGCAUUUUCCCUCAACUUGAACUAUCAUGUCAGCCAUCCUCAGCCUCAGACUGAAUGUGCUCUGGGUCCCUAGUUUGGGUGAAGAAAUGGGAGUUGAGGCUCAUAGGCCUGCUGCAAGUCUGGUCUUCUCACUUAGAUCCUGAUCCUCUCACGGAAACAGGAAUGAACAGUGCAGAGAGCCUGGAGAUCUAGUGGUGCUGCCUAACCUCAAGCAGAGUGCCUGCUUCCAGCUAAGAAAUUGCCUCCAUGAUGCCAAAGGAGAUGAAGGCUGGAGACAGCAAAACAGGCAGUGACUGGUUAGUGGAGGCCCAGGCCCGGGACACAGCCUUCUCUGCACUAGACUAUUACACGGUCCCUUCAGCUCAAGCACGGCAACUUGCCCGGGACAGAAAAUGCCGUGUCAAAAGCAAGAGGUACAGGGACACUCGAAACUUGGAGGGAGAAGAUCCCUGGCAUUUAGCUUGUCCAUGACUUUGGAGAUUCACCUAGCAUGGUGCCUGUUGUAUGGGAAACCCAUAAUAAAUGUUGGUGGAGUUGCAUGGAGGCUCCACCAGGGCAGUGUAUGCUCAAAGGA